Bombus pascuorum is the source of this 2466-nucleotide messenger RNA. RefSeq names its product major facilitator superfamily domain-containing protein 12-like. The transcript has 7 exons. Gene Ontology annotation, cellular component: membrane. The record is from RefSeq and is a predicted model, not a curated record. NCBI's taxonomy places the organism in Eukaryota, Metazoa, Arthropoda, Insecta, Hymenoptera, Apidae. Gene Ontology annotation, molecular function: symporter activity. Gene Ontology annotation, biological process: carbohydrate transport. The coding region runs from base 916 to 2244 and encodes 442 amino acids.
UGAAAGUUCAGUCGCUCAGGUAGUCACGUCGUGGAUAGUCGCGUGUUUCGCUCACGGCCGCGGAUGGAAUGCGUGUUUAAAUGAACCGGCUCGUCAGCGCACGUACCGAAGAUUAGCCCGUUCCGCUUCGUAGUUGCAACGACGAAGCACGUACGUUUCUUCCUCCAAACAUAAUUCUCCGUGUAAAUCUGUCGAUCCGUGAUCCUUUUAAGAAUUCUUUCGAAUUCCACACUCGCGAGUUAAAGUGCGUAGUGUUCGCUGACAGUUUGAUCGCACGUUCAACGCGUUCUAAACGAUCGAUACGCGACAGGAAAAACGGAAGAGGCAAAAUAAUCGCGAAAAACAAAUACGAUCUCAUCCGGUAGCAACGUAGCUGCCGAGGAAUUCGAUACGGUGACAUGUAAUCGUGAAACGUUUUGUGGACAUUUUCGCUACGAUUCGUCAACGAUUUCAUGCUCCUCGACGGAGAUAUCCGUGUUUCUUGCGGCCGAUCGACCGACUAACAAGCUUUGCACGCGUGUUUCUUCGAAGUGUAUAGCCUUAAGCGGAAAUUGUGACCACGAAUUGACUCGCGGGUGAAAGGAAGGCCGAUCGAAACCACUUCCUUAAAAAUAUUGGAUCUCCGUGAAAAUAAGUUCUUUCGCGGCUUUUGCUUUUGUCGUUAACGACAGACUCUGCUUACACAGCGUUCGGAUAUUGCUGAGUUUCGAUAUUCACGCGCGUCUUGUGGCUUCCGGCAUCGUCGCAUUAAAUAGAUCAACGCUUGAAUGGAAGUAGCAACAAGCAGAUAGGGACACGUACGAAAAAUGGAGAGUCCUUUGUGUGAUUUCAACGAAUUCACUUGAAGCGCGAACACACUGAAAUUUUCUUUGUCUUUGGAAUCGUGUCAAGCUCGUCGAUCGAAUUUUUACGAAAAUGGAAAACAUGGAGGAGCGGUUCCCGUUGUUGGAGAGGAAACUAAGUACCUCGACGAAAAUCGCUUAUGCUUUGGGACACAUUUUCAACGACCUUACUGCCGCCAUGUGGUUCUCCUACACCCUUAUCUAUUUUCAAAGGGUGGCCCUGCUGGAACCGAUAGUUGCUGGUGCUCUCUUACUUCUAGGCCAAAUCGUGGAUGCCUUCAUGACUCCGAUCUUCGGAAUACUCGUCGAUCAGUACCUAAAGAAGAAGAUUUGGCACAUAGUCGGCUCGGUGAUGGUCACGCUGACGUUUCCAGUGAUCUUUGGUGGCUUUAGUAAACCGUCAAACACAAAUAUCAUGCUCGUCUACGUGUUGAGCAUCGCUAUAUUUCAAACUGGCUGGGCGGCCGUACAGAUAUCGCACUUGUCCAUGAUCCCAACGUUAACGAAUUCAUUGCUGGCACGAGCAGAUUUAACCGCAAUAAGGUAUUCCGCUCAAGUUGGAGCAGCCGUUGCGGUGUUCGUCGUUACGUGGAUUGUUCUACCCACGAACGAAGAAGCGAUGGUGCGAUUGGCUGAACAGGAUAGUUAUAAAUUUAGAAAUAUCGUGUUGAUUUUAACAUUUAUCGGUCUAGUGGCUACUACGCUCUUCCACGUAUUUCUAAAAGGGAACCUCUUAGAGAAUUCCUAUUUGCAUAAAGGAAAUGUAGAAGAAGCUAGAAGAUUAUUCGAUAAUUCGCAAAACGAUCGAAACUCCUGGGUCGGUACGUCGAUUUUGUUAAGAGUGGCUAUGUUGUACGUAGCCAGUAGACUCUUCAUUACGUUGGCCACUGUGUAUUUACCAUUAUACAUAGAGGAAACCGAUGUUAAUGGAAAACAGGCACUAGCUACCGUUCCCUUGGUCUCCUACGUAUCUUCCUUUAUCGCUGCUUUGUCAUUAAAAUAUAUUAAUAAAUCAUGCGGGACAAAGGUAUGUUAUUUAUUGGGCACUUUAAUUGGAAUACUUUCUGCAGUAAUUACGGAAUAUGGAGGAAGUUCAGCGGCAGUUAUAUACACCGUCGCAAUUCUAAUUGGGAGUGGAAGCUCGAUUACAAUGGUUACGGCCUUAAGUGUGACUGCGGAGAUAAUUGGCCCACGAACGGAACGAAGCGCUAUCGUCUAUUCGAUCGUGACUUUCCUUGAUAAAGUGGUUACAGGAUUGGUUGUCAUUUUUAUUGAGAGAUGGAGGUGCACGGAACCGGGGCUUUGUCCAAAUUACAACAGAGACACCUUGGCACUUGUUUGCGUCCUCUCCAUGUCCUUGGGGCUCGUCACGCUAUUUUCUGUUUCACGAUGUUUAACUUAAAGAUAUUGAUAAGAAUUUCAUGAGACAGCAAAGAUCGUUUCUACUCCUGUGAUCCUCAUAAGUCUCAUCUUAUAACCAAAAGUCAUUUCAUUUUCAUGUUUGCCUACUUUCACGCAAAGAAACGUACUGCCAAUGAAAUUUUUGCGAUAAAGCUGUAUAACACCUUAUUAAAAAAAAAAAAAAAAAAAAAAAAAAAAAAAUAAAAAUAAAAAGAAGAAAGAA